Dermatophagoides farinae (American house dust mite) is the source of this 700-nucleotide messenger RNA. RefSeq names its product 40S ribosomal protein S12 homolog tsunagi (gene tsu). Lineage: Eukaryota; Metazoa; Arthropoda; Arachnida; Sarcoptiformes; Pyroglyphidae. Gene Ontology annotation, cellular component: nucleus; cytoplasm. Gene Ontology annotation, biological process: RNA processing. The record is from RefSeq and is a predicted model, not a curated record. Gene Ontology annotation, molecular function: mRNA binding.
UUCGAUACUCGGCGGCAUUGUUUUUUGUUUGUUUGAAAUUCACUAUUAUUGAUUUUCGUUUUUUUUUCAAUUUUGAAAUCAAUCAAAAAUGUCAGACGAAUUAGAAUUGGCACCACAAAAUAUUGAACAAGAAUUUGAUGAAGAUGAAACAGUCGUUAAAAUCAAAGAAAAGGCAACAAAACGUAAAGGACGUGGAUUUGAUGAAGAAACGGCAAAUCGAGGAAAUUAUGGCCAAUUUGAAAGCGUUGAAAGUGAAGGCAAUGAACCAGGACCACAAAAAUCUGUCGAAGGUUGGAUCCUUUUUGUAAGCGGUGUACAUGAAGAAGUGGAUGAAGAUGAUGUUUAUCAAAAAUUUGCCGAAUAUGGACAAAUAACCAACAUACAUAUCAAUUUGGAUCGUCGUACCGGUUUCUAUAAAGGUUAUGCAUUAGUUGAAUUUGAAACAUUUCGUUCAGCAUCGGCUGCAUUAGAAGCAUUAAAUGGAUCAGAAUUAUAUGGCCAAAAUAUUUCUGUUUCAUGGUCUUUCGUAAAAGGACCACAUGGACGUAGCUAUAAACAUUAAUCAUCAUUUUCCAAAUAAUUUUAAUAUAAUUCAGACAUUUUUUUUCCCACCAUUAAUUUCUCAUCAAAAUGUAUCAUUUCAUUGAAUUAUAAUCAAUUGAAAAUAACAUAAUAAUAAUAAUUAAUAAUUAAUAAUUCA